Molecule: messenger RNA, 1758 nt
Organism: Cryptomeria japonica (Japanese cedar)
Lineage: Eukaryota; Viridiplantae; Streptophyta; Pinopsida; Cupressales; Cupressaceae
Exons: 7
Coding region: 717-1028 (103 amino acids)
Source: RefSeq, a predicted model, not a curated record
UACACUUAUGCGAAUGGAAUAAAGACCAUAGAUUUUAAGCCGCGACUGUUUUCUCCGCGCGCCGCCGUGAACAGUGAGUUGUACAUGGCACUAACGUACACUUAUGCGAAUGGAAUAAAGACCAUAGAUUUUAAGCCGCGACUGUUUUCUCCGCACGCCGCCGUGAACAGUGAGUUGUACAUGGCACUAAUUCUGGGGCCUCGAAUCAGCCUCCUCUGUACAGUUAUUUGUUUACUUAAAACCCUACAAACCUAGAGAUUCACGCCUCUUGUUUUAUAUUCACCUCAUUGAUCUUGUCUGCUAGAAACAGAGACCGAGCAUAAAUAAUAUCAGUAGCCCAUACACACCUGAUAAUUCAGAUGAUCUUUUUUCUGUGGCCAAAUAGAGGAAAGAGAAAAGCAGAUUCCAGCGAAAAUAAUUCUCUGCAGCUCCAGAAAUUCAUGAAACAAAUUUCUGUGUUUUUUUCGGAAAAUUUUCGAGGGCGCGGAUAAAUAUAACGUGGAGAUUUUCAUUUUCAAGAAAUUGGUCCUUCGUCAAUGUUUAGUGAUAUUUGUUUUGGGAAUCUUAUAUUGGAAUAGAUUUAAUGUCGAAAGAUUAACUAAUUAUAAGAUUUUACCACUCUACUGUCGCCGGUGAAGUAUUCUAAAAUUCGUCUUCAUCACUACGACUGGAGAUAUGUUAGAGUUGAGCUUCCUAAUGGGUUUUCAACUCUAUCCAUGAAGCUCACAACAGAUUGGGUAUCCGGAAAACGAGAUUUGUUUGACUUUUCAAAUGAUACUAUUCCACUAGUGUGCAUACGUUAUGGAGGACCACCUCUUGCAGAACUAGCAGUAAAAUCAGAAUCAUUUACAGCUCUUUCUGAUGGAUAUGUGCAUAAUAUGUCAAAUAUGGGACAUUGUACCUUAUUUCAGGAAAGCAUGAGAGUCAACUUGACAGAAGAACAGGCUUUGUCAAGAAUUCUUUACUUGGGAUUCUUCAAUGGUGUUGGUCCCAUACGCACUCAACCAAAAAUGAUGGCAAACGCUUAGAACAGAAGCAAAGGAACUCUUCAAAAAACUUGUCAGAAGAUAUCGAUGGCGCUUUAUAGGCGUGGGAUUUCUGUUAUUGGUUGCAUCAGUCCUGAGCAAGCACUUUGAAACUGUUCAAACGUACUGGUAUCGGCACAGUUUAUGGCAUGUAGGUAUCUAUACAUCAUCCUUAGUCUUCUUGUGCUCAAGUUUCUCUGCAAGGGAAAUUUAUGAGCAAAUCUCCAGCAACAUCGCAAACACUUCAAGCCUUAAUGAUACAGGAGAAAUUGAAUUGGCUGAUCAAUGAUAUAGGAGAAAUUGAAUUUGUUGAUCGAGGCGCUUAAACAUCAUCCAUGGCAAUUAUUUAAAUUUUGUAUUUUAGAAAAUACCUCUAUAUUGUAACUUUUUAGAUUACAUUUCAGUAAAUGUCCCUGGGAGAAAUCAUGAUGUGGUAUGCAAUUUCUUCAUCUGCUAGAUUUUUUUCAGCUUUGAGGAAAAAUAUGGUUCGUAUCAGUACCGAAGUUCUGGCUGUAUUUUUUAAAAGCCUUGGCAAUUCUAUGUGCGGAACAGCCAAAAUGGGCAAUCAAAUCGAAAGGGACGGUAUUUUGGCUGAAAGGCUUUUCUGAAAGUUUCACAGAUCUGUAAAUGAAAUUAAAUCAGAUGAUUUUAAUUACAUAACAAGACCCAAUGUUGUGACAGCUAUCUCAAUCACCAAAAGGGGUUAGAAUUUAGGACAACAUUGUUUCUUUAU